AUGAGCUCCCCAAUAACAAAGAGCCGUUCCCUCGCCGCCUUCCUGCAGCGGCUGGGCACCCCCGGGCAGCCACCCAGACCUGUGACAUCUUCAGCGUGCGCGCCUUCUCCGCCGCGAGAGGUGCCCCUCUGUCCGCUGGCGGAGUACCACAAAAAGUACGGCAAGAUUUUCCGCAUGAAGCUGGGCUCCUUUGACUCGGUGCACCUGGGCUCGCCGUGCCUGCUGGAAGCGCUGUACCGCACCGAGAGCGCGUACCCCCAGCGGCUGGAGAUCAAACCGUGGAAGGCCUACCGCGACUACCGCCAAGAAGGCUACGGACUGCUGAUCCUGGAAGGAGAAGACUGGCAGAGGGUCCGGAGCGCCUUUCAAAAGAAACUUAUGAAGCCAGUGGAAGUUAUGAAGCUGGACAACAAAAUCAAUGAGGUUUUGGCUGAUUUUAUGGGCAGAAUAGAUGAACUCUGUGAUGAAAGAGGCUACAUUGAAGACUUGUACAGUGAACUGAACAAAUGGUCAUUUGAAAGUAUCUGCCUUGUGUUAUAUGAGAAGAGAUUUGGUCUUCUUCAGAAGAAUGCAGGAGAUGAAGCUUUGAACUUCAUCACAGCCAUCAAAACAAUGAUGAGCACAUUUGGGAGGAUGAUGGUCACUCCAGUGGAGCUGCACAAGAGCCUCAACACCAGGGUCUGGCAGGAUCACACGCUGGCCUGGGAUACCAUCUUCAGAUCAGUCAAAUCUUGUAUUGACAUCCGAUUAGAGAAGUAUUCUCAGCAGGCUAGCGCUGAUUUCCUUUGUGAUAUUUACCACCACCAUCAGCUUUCAAAGAAAGAACUAUAUGCCGCCGUCACAGAACUCCAGCUGGCUGCAGUGGAAACGACAGCUAACAGCUUAAUGUGGAUUCUCUAUAACUUAUCCCGGAAUCCCCAAGUGCAACAAAAGCUUCUUAAGGAAAUUCAAAGUGCAUUGCCCAAGAACCAGAUGCCACGGGCAGAGAAUUUGAGGAAUAUGCCAUAUUUAAAAGCCUGUCUAAAAGAAUCUAUGAGACUCACUCCAAGUGUGCCAUUUACAACACGGACUCUUGACAAGGCAACAGUUCUGGGUGAAUACGCUUUACCCAAAGGAACAGUGCUGAUGCUAAAUACCCAAGUAUUGGGGUCCAACGAAGACAAUUUUGAAGAUUCAAGUCAGUUUAGACCUGAACGUUGGCUUCAAGAGAAGAAAAAGAUCAAUCCUUUUGCACAUCUGCCAUUUGGCAUCGGGAAGAGAAUGUGCAUUGGGCGCCGGUUAGCUGAGCUACAGCUCCAUCUGGCUCUUUGCUGGAUUGUCCGCAAAUAUGACAUUGUGGCCACUGACAAUGACCCUGUCGAGAUGUUGCACUCGGGCAUUUUGGUGCCCAGCCGGGAGCUCCCCAUCGCAUUCUGCCAGCGAUAA
This is a messenger RNA of Carlito syrichta (Philippine tarsier), 1425 nucleotides long. RefSeq names its product 1,25-dihydroxyvitamin D(3) 24-hydroxylase, mitochondrial (gene CYP24A1). NCBI's taxonomy places the organism in Eukaryota, Metazoa, Chordata, Mammalia, Primates, Tarsiidae. Gene Ontology annotation, cellular component: mitochondrial inner membrane. Gene Ontology annotation, molecular function: monooxygenase activity; heme binding; iron ion binding. Gene Ontology annotation, biological process: C21-steroid hormone biosynthetic process; cholesterol metabolic process; cellular response to peptide hormone stimulus. The record is from RefSeq and is a predicted model, not a curated record.